Messenger RNA from Equus caballus (horse), 2523 nucleotides. It is a transcript of the gene CDHR5, whose product is annotated as cadherin related family member 5. Gene Ontology annotation, cellular component: adherens junction; plasma membrane; catenin complex. Lineage: Eukaryota; Metazoa; Chordata; Mammalia; Perissodactyla; Equidae. The record is from RefSeq and is a predicted model, not a curated record. Gene Ontology annotation, biological process: multicellular organism development; cell-cell junction assembly; cell-cell adhesion mediated by cadherin. Gene Ontology annotation, molecular function: calcium ion binding; cadherin binding.
GCAGGAGCGAAGGUCGCCCAGGCAGAGACUGCGCCAGCGGGCGGCCGGCUGCCCAGAGGGUCCUGGACGCCUGACAGGCUCGGACCCUCCUGCCAGCUGACGGCCGCCAAGAUGGGGGCUUGGGUCUUGCUGCUGCCGCUGCUCAUGGCCAUGGCCCAGGCCCAGGCCCAGGCCCAGGUCUGCUCUGUGGCCAAGAACCUCUUUGAAGUCAAGGAGAACACGAAUCUCAGCGGACCCCUGGUGACUGUAGACGUCCCCCAGGGCCAGCAGGUGACCCUCGCAGCCUCGUCCACUCCCUUCGCGUUUCGGAUCCAAGGGAACCAGCUGUUUCUCAACGUGACUCCUGAUUAUGAGGAGAACGCAUUGCUGCAGGCAGACCUGGAGUGCAAAAGGGGUGACACCGUGGUGACCCAGCUGAGGGUGUGGGUGUCUGUGCUGGACGUCAACGACAACCCACCCACGUUCCCUUUUGUGGUCAGGGUCAAGAGGGUGCCCGAGGACACUAAAGUGAACACCACCGUCAUCCCUGCGACGGAACUGCAGGCCCAGGACCUCGACAAAGAUGACAUCCUGUUCUAUAGCCUCCAGGAGGUGACCCCGGGUGCCAGUGCCUUCUUCUCCUUGGUGGGGGCAAACCUGCCCGCCCUGCAGCUGGACCGGACACUGGACUUGGACAGGUGGCCGAACAUGACCUUCCAGCUGCUGGUGCGGGACACUCGGGAAGAGAACGUGAAUCCCAGCCACACGGCCACGGCCACCUUGGUCCUGGAGGUGCAGCCCGUCGAUCUGCGGCCCCCCUGGUUCCUGCCCUGUGCCUACAGAGACUCUUACGUCUGCAUCCAGGCCCAGUACCACGGGGCUGUCCCCACCGGUUACCAACUGCCGACCCCCCUCAUCCUGGAUCCAGGGCCCAUCUACGCCGUGGACGGGGAUGCGGCCAUCAACCAGCGCAUCACCUAUAGCAUUAUAGGGGGACACGAGGACACAUUCACCAUUGACACCAACUCGGGCAACCUCACUAUGACCAGGAGUGUUGACAGCCCCAAGACUUUCCUUCUGUGGGUCAAGGGGGAACAGGAGGACCAGGCCCGCUACUCCGUGACCCAGGUCACAGUGGAGGCUCGAGACGCCAUUGGGAGCCUGCCCCGCUUCCCCGAGAGCCUGUACCGUGGCACGGUGGCACUGGGCGCAGAAGUGGGUGAGGCCGUCAAGGAUGCAGCAGCCCCCUCCCAGUCUCUGAGGAUUCGGGCCCAGGACCCUGACUUCCCAGACCUCAACUCGGCCAUCACAUAUGGAAUCACCAACAACUCCAACUUCCGAAUGGCUGGGGAGACUGUGCAGGUCGCCAAGCCGCUGGUGUACACAGGGGUCUUCUAUGCAGAGGUCGAGGCCAAGAACACAGUGACCGCAGGCACAGCGACCACAGUGGUGGAGAUACGAGUGUCAGAACAGGAGACCAUCCCCACAGACCCCCCAGGUCCCCCCACAUCCCCAGAGGCUGGAGGAACAGCUGGGCCCUCAAGCAGCAUCACUUCGGAAGCCCCCAGACCCCCAGGGCCCUCUCAGGAACCCUCCACGACCAGCUCUGGGGGGGGCACUGGCCUGCAGUCCCCCCCAGGCACAACUCUGAGGCCGCCUGCCUCGCCCACGCCUGAGGGGCCCUCCAGUGUGGGAACCAGCACCUCCCCUCCAUCAGCCUCGCCCAGUGGGGGCUCAGCACAGACCCAGAAGCCAGGAACCUCUCAGCCGAGGACCCCUGGGCCCAGCAGGACCCCCCAGCCCUCAGGCACGCCUGGGGCUGGAGGAGGCAGCGCCACAGGGGAUGGUGAGCCAGGCCACACUGGGGACCGGAACUUCUCGACAGCGGAGAUGGCGGCCGUGGGUGGCGUGCUAGGUGCCCUGCUGCUUCUAGCUCUCAUUGCCCUCACUGUCCUCAUCUAUAAGCACUACGGCCACCGAUGCAAGUGCUGUGCUGGCAAAGCUCUGGAGCCCCAGCCCGGUGGCUUUGACAACAAGGCCUUCCUUACCCACGAUGGUGAGGCCAACUGGGCACCGGCCCCCAGCCCAGAGCCCUGCCCCACCUCAGAUGAGGCCCCGCCCGAGCCCCUGGAGCCCACGCCCCUGGAGCCCGCGCCCCCCGCGCCCCCCAGCCUUGUGCCCCCCGCCUGCGUCCCCGAGUCCCCCAUGGCGGCCCAGGAUGGGGGCAGCCCCGCGGAGGUGAGGUCCAUCCUGACCAAGGAGCGGCGGCCUGAGGGCGGCUACAAGGCUGUGUGGUUCGGCGAGGACAUCGGCGCCGAGGCCGACGUGGUGGUCCUCAACGUGCCCACCUCGGACGCGGAUGGCGCGGGCGACUGGGACAGCCAGGGCGGCGGCGCGGCCGAGGGCGCCCCCAGUGACGGGCCCAGCGACUCCACCAACGACUAGCGCGGCGCCCCCGUCCCCCUCGCGGGCCUGGACCCCGAGUCGCUCAGCCGCUGUCCCCCACUGCACUGCGCAGAAUAAAGUGAUACUUUUGGAUCUGGG